AUGGCGAUUCCCAAGAUCCCUGUUACCAUCACAUACCGCCAUCCCAACGCUCGGCCUCCCAUAUUCGUUGCCGGCGGGUUUUCGGAACCUGAAUGGCAACCGCAGGAAAUGGAAUAUACCGGAGAGAAUAAUGGCGACCACACGUUCAAGGUCAAGGUCUUUGCCGAAGCCGGCUCCUCAUUCCAAUACAAGUUCCGUCUAGGUACCGGAGACUGGUGGGUGCUUGACGAGAAAGCGCCCACUGCGGCCGACAAAGCAGGAAACCGGAAUAACGUCAUGCAUGUACCUCCAGUGGCAGAGCCAUCUGCGCCCCCUGCCGUCGCUGAGAAGGCAAGAAGGAUAUCAGUUCACGAGCAGCCGACUGCCGUGGAAAACACUGCAGCUGCCACAACCGACCUAAAAGGUCCGGGGGCAGGGGAUGGUGUUCCGAGACCUUUUCGCAAUGUCGCUGUCGAGAUCUUGAACCGCUCUACGCCUCAGUCAGGGGCCAGCACUCCCAACUUCGUGAGAACUGCAGCCGAGGUUGCGGACUCGGCCGCGACCCUCGACAAAGAGGAGUCUGAGCCGGAAAUCUCGGACAGGGAAGCUGGCAGAGCAGGCGUUCGCCGUAUGUCAUCAACCCCGAUUGCAGAAGUUUCAAGAACUGCGGCGGAAGUAGCCGACAGCGCGAAGGCGCUCGAUGCCGAUUGUGAGGAGGCUAUCCACGGGCUGGAACUGCGUCCAGCCGAGUAUGAUGACUUGGAACCGUUUGGGUCUGGGGACCCAAUUCCGAACGAGAGCGGAACCCCUCUGUUUGCACAUGAGUGCAUUGGCAUGUACGAAAGCGAUAACGAUACGGGACCGCAGGACUCGCAUGGCCCUGGCAAGCACGGCCGUGGCGAUCAUAUUGAUGCAGACGGUACUGAUCUUAAUGAUCCAACAUUGGAGAGGUUCCCAUCGAACUGGGAAGAGAUUGUCGACACUGUACGGAAGUUAGAAGGAGGGCUAAACGAGGACCAUGCGACAGCCGGUGGCAUACCUCUAUCACCCGCUAUUAGCGCUUCCAGACGGUUCAGUUGCGACCCGGCUGGCGAUCUAGCGGUGUCUCCUGUUGCGGUGAGCCCAGUUGCAUCGCGCAAGUCGAGACACCUUGGAGUGCCCAGGUCUCCUCCUGGCUCGGUGGGCUCGGAUCGAUCAUCGGCAUUGUCGCUUCAUUCCAUACCUGAGGUGCAUGAGGCUGGUGUUGCCGAGGGAAAUGAUUCGUCCCCUUUGGUUUUCAAGCAGGCAGCUGCGAAGGAGUCCAGGAAUGAGGGGGUGAUAUCGCCCGCAAGCGAUGAUUCCGAGGGUGUCGUCAUGAAGAGCCCUGCCACGAAGACUUCGGGAAGAACUGAUCAUGAAGAGCCGGGGUCUCUAAAUCCAGGUACAGUCGCUCCUCCUGUUGGGCCCUCUUCAAAAACUUCGACUGAAAGGACGGGGGAGACCGCGAGCGCUAUUUCUCAGCCUAGUCGAGCGCUUGCGGCGACGACAGAAAGUAGCGCACUGGAGAUACCCAAGGCUACGACCCCAGAAAGCGACAUCUUCAGAAACCCCCAAAGAGAGGUUAAUACCAUCGACACUGGGAAAUCCACUGCUGUUCGCGCCAACAGCUCAGCACGACGACCUAAGAACCGUGUGACAGCACCAGAGCGCGUCGGCACGCCGACUUCGAUCAAUUCUGUCCGGCUCCAGGCUGAUGGGGACGGUAAUUGGUUCCGGAUCUUCUUCAGGAUGCUGUUCGUGGACUGGAUUGGCGGUUUCAUAAGCCGGAUAUGGAACAGGGCGAGGGCUUCCAUCGGUUGA
This is a messenger RNA of Phialemonium atrogriseum, 1818 nucleotides long. RefSeq lists its product as uncharacterized. NCBI's taxonomy places the organism in Eukaryota, Fungi, Ascomycota, Sordariomycetes, Cephalothecales, Cephalothecaceae. The record is from RefSeq and is a predicted model, not a curated record. The transcript has 3 exons. Bases 1 to 1818 code for a protein of 605 amino acids.